AUGGCGGGGACUUUGUUUCCGAGCCCUGAACCUGAAACGCCCCCGAUCGACCGUUGGGCGCGAGGCUGGGUGGCCUCUAGGAGAACGACCGUUCGCGACUGGGAUCGAUUUCCCCGGGGAUCAUCUAGCGAUGACGGUAGCGAAGGAGGGCGAUCCCUACGCUCCGUCAGGUCGACGGCUACUGGAAUGACCAGCGCUCAUCGCCAUGGCGGCGGCGGCGGCGGCCAUGCGAGACACCGGCCACACAGCAGCAGCUGCAAGGAAGAUUCGUCGGGGGUGCCGUUCCCUCUCGCGCCCGAAGUCCGAGAGGACCAAAGCCUCCCGCCGACUAUCCCCGGUCACAGCGUGAGGAUGUCGAGAAAAGGGGGAGACUCCAGGGCCAAGCGCGGUCGCGGUGGUCACUGCGCGAAACGAACUGGAGCAAACCGCGGCGAGGGGGGUAGACGUCAAGGCAGCGGCGGCGAGUCCGAGAGCGGGUGUCUUUGGGACGGGGGAACGGACGGCAGCGAUCGGCAAGAAGACGACCUGGAUAGCAGGCUUAAGGAUCUCGGAGGGCGCGAGUGGACGAUAGACGGGGCCGGCGAGCUCCUCAUAGUGGACAGGGUCCAGGGCGACGCCAUGCCUAAAACCGUCGUCAGCGCGCUCUACAACUUCCGCGAUGUUCGGGACAAACUGGCGGGAGGCGAGAACGGUGGCGGCGGCGUUGGCGGUGACGACGGCGGGGGAUUGGACGGGGGAAAGAGGCACCGCGACGGCAGUGGCGUUGGGAAAACAAGGGGCAGCAUCAGCGGCUCCGCGUCAUUUUCGAAGGAAAGGAAACGCUCGAGUUUGUCCUUGAGAAGAGCAUCCCGGAGGCGGAGUUCACGGCGACUUUCGGGAAGUAGGAGGCGGGGGAGCGGGGCGUUCUUCGAGCUGGAGCCGACGCUGCAGCCAAACCUGGCCAACUCGUUGGACCGCCCGGGCCCUGGCGUGUCCGUGAGCGACGGAGGCUCCCUCAAGGAGGGUCCAAGUUGGCCUCAGGACCCAGAACACAUGAGCCGUAGCGAGUACCGGGAGCGUCAGAGACGUCAAGAUCUCACCGGUUCCAGCAUGCUGGACGGCGGUGAAGACGCUUCCAGUCUCGGCUUCUCCCUCGGCUCCGUACAAUCCGCCCCCGCCCUACGGGGGCUAGGCCUCGGUCUGAACGGCAACGCCGCCGCCGGUGGCGGCAGGGACGGUGGGGGUAGGCGGGCCGUGUCUGGUGGCAGGGGUAGUGGUGGUCGUGGUGUUGGACGUGGGACGAGCAUCACGGCUUUCGAAGACGUCAAUCCUUUCGCGGGGGGGAUACGGGUUGACACAUCGCCCCCGGCCGGUGGUGACGGAAGGGGGGCGGCGGGAGCGAGUGGGACGAGAGGAGACUUGUCUCCGUUGACCGCGUCUGUGGGAGGCCAGAGCGGCAGUUUUUUCCCCGGGGCGGGCCCGGAGUCGUCGUCUGUGGGAGAAACGUCGGACGAUCCGCACCUUGCGCUUGUGAAGGAUCCCGACUGGGGGCGGAAUGUGAGAGGCUCCCCAAAAGAAGCCGGAUAUCUGCCCAAGGUUAAACAGGUGUCGAGGGAGAGGCCACUGACCCACGAGCGGCCGUACACGCGCAACCCGCGGGACCCCCGCAACGUUCCUGCACGACCAAAUGCUCACGUCUCCCCGAAAAACAGCACAAGCAGCAGAGUCGGCUGUAACGCCGACCCUCAGUACACAGGCGACGACGGAGGGUCCACCAAAUCUUCUUUCCCUUCCCUUCCUAUGUCCUUGACCGGGUGGGGCGAGGGCGGAGGCGGUGGAUCGCUUGGUAAGGGGGGCGGGGUCCCUGGCCGGCCAAUGAGGGGGAAGAAGGGCCGUGGGAUGAUCACCAUGACCAAGCCCAAAGAGAUCAUUGUGCAAGGUCUUCUUCGAUGA
This is a messenger RNA of Ectocarpus siliculosus, 1932 nucleotides long. Lineage: Eukaryota; Phaeophyceae; Ectocarpales; Ectocarpaceae. The record is from the annotation of a GenBank genome assembly.